Aspergillus steynii IBT 23096 is the source of this 1026-nucleotide messenger RNA. RefSeq lists its product as uncharacterized. The record is from RefSeq and is a predicted model, not a curated record. Lineage: Eukaryota; Fungi; Ascomycota; Eurotiomycetes; Eurotiales; Aspergillaceae. The coding region runs from base 1 to 1026 and encodes 341 amino acids. The transcript is spliced from 6 exons.
AUGGCGACCACAACCACCACCACUAACCCCAUCACCAUCACUGGACACAAGGGCCGCAUGUCCCUGGACGGUGAGCCCACCAACUAUGGCGACUUCCGCGACGACCUCAACCGCGACGGAUACGCUGUAAUCAAAGGCGCCGUGCCGCUCGAGCGGGCCAACAAGUACUCCGAUUCGUUUUUCCGCUACCUCGAGGGAUUUGAGCUCGGCUACGACCGUAAUGAUCCAUCGACUGUGCGACGCGCCAAACUCCCCGUUCUGAAUGAGAAGGGCAUGAUUCUGCACUAUGGCGUCACCCACGAACAGUGGGCCUGGGACAUUCGGGGCGAGCCAGGGGUGGUUGAGACUUUCGCGAAGGUGUAUGAUGACGAGGACUUGAUUGUUUCGUUUGAUGCGGUGAACGUUGGCUUUGCGAAUCGAGAGGACCUCGAAGAGAACAAGCCCUGGCCGCAUCAGGACCAGGACCCAACCAAGCCCGGUUUCCGCUGCCUCCAAGGCCUCGUAAACCUCAACCCCUGUGGCCCGAACGACGGCGGCCUCAUUGUCUGUAAAGGCGGACACCGGCUCUCCGCCCAAUUCCACCGCGAAAUGGCCGACGAACCGAAGAUCCCCGCCUGGACGCCCGAAUGGUUCGGAUUCACCGAGAACGGCAUGAAAUGGCUCAAAGACCACGGUCUCGAAUGGGAGAAGGUCUGUGUCGAACCCGGCGAUCUGAUCGUUUGGGACAGCCGAACGCCGCAUUACAAUGUUCCCCCGAGUGGAACGCAGGACCGCUUGGCGGUUUAUACAUGCUACACGCCUGUUCGGGAGGCGAGUCAGGAGGAUUUGAUUAGGAAGAAGGGGGCUUUUGAGAAACGGUUGGGAACAACACACUGGCCUAACGCGGUGCAUGUUGCGCCUACGAAUGUCGCGAUGAGAGAUGGAAAGCCCUGCCCUAAGAGUCGGGAGGGGCCAGUGGAGGAUCCGGUGCUGAAUGAGAGGACGUUCAAGUUGACUGGUAUCCCGUAUAUUAAGCAGGAAGCUUAG